This is a messenger RNA of Miscanthus lutarioriparius, 1044 nucleotides long. Lineage: Eukaryota; Viridiplantae; Streptophyta; Magnoliopsida; Poales; Poaceae. The record is from the annotation of a GenBank genome assembly.
AUGGCGGCGAAGGCGAGGGUCUCGCUGACGGGCUUGCUCGUCGCCGCGACGUGGGCGUGCUUAUCUGUCGUGGCCGCCUCCGCCUUCGACGUGCCAACCGUGGCCUUCGAGGAGCGGUUCUCGCCGCUGUUCGGCGACGGCAACCUCGUCCGCUCCUCCGACGACAGGAGCGUCCGCCUCCUGCUCGACCGCCGGUCAGGUUCCGGGUUCGUCUCUUCGGACUACUACCUCCACGGCUUCUUCAGCGCGUCCAUCAAGCUGCCCAAGGACUACACGGCCGGCGUCGUCGUCGCCUUCUACCUGUCUAAUGGAGACGUGUACGAGAAGACGCACGACGAGCUGGACUUCGAGUUCCUGGGCAGCCGGUGGGGCGGGCAGUGGCGCGUGCAGACCAACGUCUACGGCAACGGCAGCACCAGCCACGGCCGGGAGGAGCGCUACCUCCUCCCCUUCGACCCCACCCUCGAGGCCCACAGCUACUCCGUCCUCUGGGCUCCAACCCACAUCAUCUUCUACAUCGACGACACGCCGAUCCGGGAGGUGAUCCGGCACCCGGACAUGGCCGGCGACUUCCCGGCGAAGCCGAUGGCGGUGUACGCCACCAUCUGGGACGGCUCCGCGUGGGCCACGGACGGGGGUAAGUACAAGGUCAACUACAAGUACGCGCCGUUCGCGUCCGACUUCUCCGAGCUGGCCAUCGUCGGCUCCCGCGCCGACCCGGUGCUCCGCGUCCCGCGCCGCCACGGCGUCCACCAGGACCUCCUCGGGCUCAUGACGGCCGACUACGCCGUCAUGACGCCGCAGAAGCGCGCGGCCAUGCGCGCCUUCAGGGCGCGGCAGAUGACGUACACGGUGUGCUACGACGCCGUGCGGUACGCGGACGGGCCGUUCCCCGAGUGCGACAACUCGGACGAGGAGAGGGAGUCCUUCUCCGCCUGGGGCGAGUCCAAGACCGUCGUCAUGAGGCCCCGCGCCCGAGGCCGCCGCCGGGGACGCAAGGCCGCCGCCGGCGCCAGGGCACGGGCGGACGUGUCAAGCAGCUGA